Messenger RNA from Cordyceps fumosorosea ARSEF 2679, 579 nucleotides. RefSeq lists its product as hypothetical. The transcript is spliced from 2 exons. The coding region runs from base 1 to 579 and encodes 192 amino acids. NCBI's taxonomy places the organism in Eukaryota, Fungi, Ascomycota, Sordariomycetes, Hypocreales, Cordycipitaceae. The record is from RefSeq and is a predicted model, not a curated record.
AUGGGCUCAGCUUCGUCCAAGGCGGCGCGCAGCGCACCGCGCAAGUUUCCUGCCCGCAGCGCAGGCUCCGCCGUGGCCCAGACGACGAGUCGACCACCGCGCGCCUCGCCGCAGCCCAGCGCGGCGUCCGACCUCUCCCCAGACCAAGAAACAAUCUCGCGCGCCGCCGAUCCCGAGUUCACGCCCGCCGGCUUCGCCAGCCGCCUGCAGCAGAUGGGCAUCGUCGACCCGAACCCGACCUACUCACCCUCCUCGCGCGCCGCCGACGCGCACCGGGAGCUGCCGUCCGCCGCGCCCGGCCGGCCCAUUUUCCCGUCGUCGCGGGCCAACACGACGCUGACGGCGCUGGAGGCGCGGCGGCGCGCACAGGAGCGCGCGGAGGAGGAUGAGGAGCGCUUCCUGCGGGUGGGCAUGAGGGGCGCGGCGCGGCGGCAGGUGGACGCGCGCACGCUGGCGGACGCGCUGAGGAUGGUGGAUGCGGGAGCGGCGCCGAGGGACGUCGAGGCGCGCAUGGGGAUGCGGGAGGGCUUGCUGGGGAGGACCGGGAGGAAGGGCGUGUUGACGCUCCUGACGACUUGA